Ramularia collo-cygni is the source of this 726-nucleotide messenger RNA. RefSeq lists its product as uncharacterized. The transcript is spliced from 2 exons. The coding region runs from base 1 to 726 and encodes 241 amino acids. The record is from RefSeq and is a predicted model, not a curated record. Lineage: Eukaryota; Fungi; Ascomycota; Dothideomycetes; Mycosphaerellales; Mycosphaerellaceae.
AUGUCACACGCCGCUGCCAAGGUGUUUGACAUCCCAGAGUUAUUUGAGAUGAUCCUGAUCGAGGUAACACUACAAGCUAUAGCUGAUGAGGAUUCAAAGAAGUUCAACCCGGGCUUGUGGGAGGAGUGGGAAAGCAGACGCCAUCGCGAAAUGGAGCCCAUCACAUCACUCUCACGUCUCAAAGUGGUAAACAGGACAUUUUCAAAUUGUAUCCGCCAAUCUUCCAAGAUCCAACGCGCGAUGUUCAGUGGACCAAUCUCAACAAGUAUCGACUGCAACAAAGGAGGGUUGGUCCGGCCGCUGAGAUGGUUUAACACCAACGUAUUAGGCACCUACGAUACCGGGCGAAGUCCCGGGUAUCUCUCCAAAUUUGGGUAUGAAGACUCCAACGUCAUUAAGAACGGUAUCAAUACUGUCAAGAGAACGAAAGACUAUGAAAGUACACCACUUCAUAGACUUGCUUUGUUUCGCCAAACGAAGGCCAAGCAUCCGCAAGCAUCAUGGCGUCGAGUCAAUCUCGGGGUAGAUGCUAUUCAGGACAGGGUAAUGCGAAUGUUUAUCAAAUUCCGUAGACCUCGAGGGUUUGGCGAAAACCAAAACACUUACGUCGAAGAUUGGGUGUUCAAUGCGAACUCUACGCUGGGAGACGUCUUCGACCAUUUCACCGAAGUUGUGGAUCGAACAUCGGUGGGGCAUGGAAGAAGGGCAUUGUUGUUCAAUAAGUGA